AUGGGUUCCCGUGCUGGGCUUGUUUUCCUGUUCCUCUUGGCCAUAGCCUCUACCAUGGCUAUGGUGGCUCAAUCCUCUGGCACCAAUGACUUGUUUUAUGGUGCUCUCAUUUCCCAAGAUGGUCAUGGGUCUAUGGACCUCGAUGUAGACGAACUGAUGAUGGAGUCUGAAAGUUCUCGCCGUCAGUUGUAUAAUUCAAGGUACAUUAGCUACGCUGCCCUGAGGAAGAACAAUAUCCCAUGUAACCGCCGUGGAAACUCAUACUACAAUUGCAAGAACCGCCAAAAGGCAAAUCCCUAUCGUCGUGGCUGCACAAAGGCCACCAGAUGUGCUAGAGCUUAUUGA
Molecule: messenger RNA, 345 nt
Organism: Fraxinus pennsylvanica
Lineage: Eukaryota; Viridiplantae; Streptophyta; Magnoliopsida; Lamiales; Oleaceae
Source: the annotation of a GenBank genome assembly